Populus euphratica (Euphrates poplar) is the source of this 2408-nucleotide messenger RNA. Its product is annotated as probable beta-D-xylosidase 7. Gene Ontology annotation, molecular function: xylan 1,4-beta-xylosidase activity; alpha-L-arabinofuranosidase activity. Bases 1 to 2322 code for a protein of 773 amino acids. Lineage: Eukaryota; Viridiplantae; Streptophyta; Magnoliopsida; Malpighiales; Salicaceae. Gene Ontology annotation, cellular component: plant-type cell wall. The transcript is spliced from 6 exons. Gene Ontology annotation, biological process: arabinan catabolic process; xylan catabolic process. The record is from RefSeq and is a predicted model, not a curated record.
AUGAGACCCCAAAACCUCCAUUUCUUUACCUUUACCAUCUUCACUGUACUUGUCCUCCAAGCUGACUCAACUCAGCCACCAUUCUCAUGCGACUCGUCAAACCCAACAACAAAGACCUUCCCUUUUUGCAAAACCACACUUCCCAUCAGCCAAAGAGCCACCGAUCUGGUGUCCAGGCUAACAUUAGACGAGAAGAUAUCCCAACUCGUUAAUUCAGCUCAACCGAUUCCAAGACUUGGCAUCCCGGGUUAUCAGUGGUGGUCCGAGGCAUUACACGGCAUUGCCUAUGCAGGACCUGGCAUUCGUUUCAAUGGAACUAUUAAGAGGGCCACUAGUUUCCCUCAAGUCAUUCUCUCCGCUGCUUCUUUUGAUGCCAACCAAUGGUAUCGCAUUAGUCAGGCGAUCGGAAAAGAGGCUAGAGCACUGUACAAUGCAGGGCAAGCUGCAGGGAUGACAUUCUGGGCACCAAAUAUCAACAUAUUUAGGGACCCAAGAUGGGGGAGAGGGCAAGAAACACCAGGUGAGGAUCCAUUGAUGACAGGGAAAUAUGCAGUGUCAUACGUGAGAGGGCUUCAAGGGGAUUCAUUCAAGGGAGGGGAGAUUAACGGGCCACUUCAAGCUUCAGCUUGUUGCAAGCACUUUACUGCUUACGACUUGGAAAAUUGGAAUGGCACGAGUCGCUAUGUUUUUGAUGCUCAUGUGACCGCGCAAGAUUUAGCAGACACAUAUCAACCACCAUUCAAAAGUUGUGUUGAAGAAGGGCGAGCCAGUGGGAUAAUGUGUGCUUACAAUAGAGUUAAUGGAAUCCCUAACUGUGCGGAUUCCAAUUUCCUCUCUCAAACGGCUAGAGCCCAAUGGGGUUUUGAUGGGUACAUCACAUCAGACUGUGAUGCGGUUUCCAUCAUCCAUGAUGCUCAAGGAUACGCCAAAACACCAGAAGAUGCUGUGGUUGCUGUGCUUAAAGCUGGCAUGGACGUCAACUGUGGAUCAUACUUGCAGCAACACACCAAAGCAGCCGUGGACCAAAAAAAAUUAAGUUUAUCUGAAAUAGACAGAGCCCUUCAUAACCUCUUCUCUGUAAGAAUGAGGUUAGGCCUUUUCAAUGGGAAUCCUACUGGCCAGCAAUUUGGGAACAUUGGUCCUGACCAAGUCUGCUCCAAAGAAAACCAGAUGCUAGCCCUCGAUGCAGCCCGUAAUGGCAUUGUCCUUUUAAAGAACUCUGCAGGGCUCCUCCCACUUUCAAAAUCCAAAACCAUGUCCCUGGCUGUUAUUGGCCCCAAUGCCAAUUCUGUGCAAACACUUCUCGGAAACUAUGCAGGCCCUCCAUGCAAACUUGUAACGCCACUGCAAGCGUUGCAGAGCUAUAUUAAACACACUAUUCCUUACCCAGGUUGUGACUCGGUUCAAUGCUCUUCAGCUUCAAUUGAUGGGGCAGUGAAUGUAGCAAAAGGGGCGGAUCAUGUGGUAUUGAUAAUGGGUCUGGACGAUACGCAAGAGAAGGAGGGACUUGAUCGCAGAGACUUGGUGCUACCUGGGAAGCAACAAGAACUGAUUAUCAGUGUUGCAAAAGCAGCAAAGAAUCCAGUUGUUCUAGUGCUUCUUUCUGGAGGUCCUGUUGAUAUAUCUUUCGCCAAAAAUGAUAAAAAUAUCGGAAGCAUUUUGUGGGCUGGUUAUCCUGGUGAAGCUGGUGCAAUUGCUCUGGCAGAAAUCAUCUUUGGUGACCAUAAUCCAGGAGGGAAGCUACCGAUGACUUGGUAUCCACAAGAAUUUGUCAAAGUUCCAAUGACAGAUAUGAGGAUGCGAGCUGAAACUUCUUCAGGCUAUCCUGGGCGUACAUACAGAUUCUACAGAGGACCAACUGUUUUUGAGUUUGGUUAUGGCCUCAGCUACUCGAAAUAUACUUAUGAACUAAGAGCUGUCUCCCAAAACAAACUCUACUUGAAUCAAUCAUCAACAAUGCAUAAAAUCAACAACUUCGACUCAGUUCUGUCCAUAUUGGUUUCUGAAUUGGGCACGGAAUUCUGUGAGCACAACAAAUUCCCUGUUAGAAUUGAAGUAGAGAACCAUGGUGAGAUGGUGGGCAAACAUCCAGUUUUACUAUUCGCGAGGCAGACGAAACAAGGAAAUGGUAGGCCAAGGAAACAGCUGGUUGGAUUCCGUAGUGUGCAAUUAGGUGCAGGGGAAAGAGCUGAAAUUGAAUUUGAAGUGAGCCCUUGUGAACACCUUAGUAGAACUAAUGAAGAUGGCCUGAUGGUGAUGGAGGAAGGAACACAUUUCUUAGUUGUAGAAGGUCAAGAGUACCCGAUUUCGAUUGUAACUUGAUAUGGAGAAUCGAUUCUUCAAAACUGAAAAACCAGUAUUUGAUAGUAGAAUACUGAUGGUAGUACCAUGCCAAUGAACCCAGAGAA